Messenger RNA from Penaeus vannamei (Pacific white shrimp), 4084 nucleotides. It is a transcript of the gene Npl4, whose product is annotated as nuclear protein localization 4. Gene Ontology annotation, cellular component: nucleus. Gene Ontology annotation, biological process: ubiquitin-dependent protein catabolic process. The record is from RefSeq and is a predicted model, not a curated record. Lineage: Eukaryota; Metazoa; Arthropoda; Malacostraca; Decapoda; Penaeidae. Gene Ontology annotation, molecular function: ubiquitin protein ligase binding; ubiquitin binding.
GUCCACAUGGAGGGCUACCAGGUGAGCAAUCAGUGUCAGUCUGUGGUGAAGGACAGGUGCCUAAUCCCCACCAAAGAUGCCCCGGAGUUAGCUUACAUACGGGAGUCUACGUCUGAACAAUAUGUUCCUGAUGUUUACUUUAAGGAGAAAGAUCAGUAUAAUAAUGAAGUUGUUCGCCUUGGAAGACCAUUGCCUGUAGAAUACCUACUGCUUGACUGUCCAGUGUCAACACCAAAUGAACCAUUGUAUAGUUUUGCAGUCAAUGCCUCUAAUUUCCCAGUGGCAAACAGAUUAGUAGAAGGGCAUUUACAAGAUUUCAACACAUUAGCAUCAUAUCUACAAAAGUUCAGUGAUGAGCAGUUUUUGGAAGCAGUGUCUGACUUUCAUGUACUAAUAUUUAUUGCUACAAUGGACAUGUUACCACUCAGAGAAUAUAUAGGCCCAUUACUAGAAGCAGUGAAAAAGCGUGAUCGAGCGCAAGCAUUGGAAUGGAAACAGUCUGAACAUUGGGCAACUGUGGAACAGUUGGUGAUGGCAUCAGGUGGUGGAGCAGCAGUGCUAGGGGCUGGUGGAGAAGCUGCAGCUGCAGGUUCUAGUGCUCAGUCAUCAUCUUCCUCUACCUCUUGGACUUGCCAACACUGCACAUUUAUCAAUCAAACAGCUAGUGAAAACUGUGAGAUGUGUCACUUACCACGGUGAAUUGACAUUCAGUAACAUAGUUGCGUCUAAAUUGAUACUGAUAUUCAGUGUCAUUGUUUAGCUGAAAACAAAUUUCUGAUUGAUUUCUUUAUGGUGAAAGAAGCUCACAUUAAUAUCAGCUUCCAUACAAGCUGAACAUUGCCAGCUGGAAUUGUUACUUACAUUUUCAUGAAAAUUGCUUGGAUGUUGCCAAGCAUUGUAGUAAGUCCUCAGUGGAGGAUACUUAAAUUUUUACAAAAACUUGGUUGUAAAUUGUUUAAGCCCUCUUCAGUGUAAAAUGUUCAGCUCAGUUUAAUGUUCUCACACAAGAACGAGGUAUAACUUACAUUUUUAAAAGCUUGACACAUAAAUAUGAAAGAUAAGAAGAUUGAGAGAGAGAGAGGGGGGGGGGGUUGGAAACAAGUAAAGAUGCAUGCAAAUGUACAUCAUGGAUGACUAAGCUAUACACAAAGCAUCUGUCCCUACUUUCAAUAAUAGUGAUUUUUAUCCUUUUUAUACUUUUUUCAUGAAGCGUAAUGUUAAAAAGAAGUUUGUGAGUUUCAAUAGUGUGUAACUACUGAUUGAAAUAAAGAUGAAUGUAUAGCAUUUCUGUAUUGUGUUAACUAGUAUAAGAGAGCUGUACAGACAAGUUUCUCAACCUCUUAAAAUCCGCUGGACUGGCAUUUGACUGUUCAGUACCCUUGGUUAUAUUAGUGAUGUGUGUAAGUUAUUUGUAUCAUAAUUAAGGGAUAUUUUGCAAUUUGAAAUUAGAGGUGAAUAUUUUUUAUUACAUCUUAUUCUUUUCAAAGUGGUACACAUGUGGACAUAAACAUUUGGAAGCCUUUAUCCUCUUCUCUAUUACCAUUAUUUUCAGGUACAUUAAUAUUUAUAUAACAAAGAAAAAAGAGUCCCACUGUGCUAAGGCUUUAUAGGAGAGCAGUGCAAAGUAAUAUGAAAAUCAGAUUGUGAAGUUAAAUUGUUUAACUAGUUAUUUUUUAACUUUAACAUGUUAAAAUUUUAAUGGAAUGAAGUAGCUAAAUCUUGUGUGAUUUUUUUUUUUUUUUUCAUAUUGUUUUGUUUGUUUUUUGUAUUUAAUUUCCUUUUUUGUGUGUCAUUUUAUAUGUCAGAACAUUUACAUAUAACCCGGUUAUUAUUGUCGAUUAACACAUUCACCAAAAUAGAUACUUUUUUGUGUGUUAUACAGUUUUAGAAUUUUUACUUGUUUCUGUUUUUUUUUUUUUUUUUUUUCCCAGUAGAUCUCCCAGUUACUAGCAUUUUUCUUUUUGCUCAUUCACAGCAUUGAGUCUUUGGAUAAUUCAGCCACAGAUCAUUUGCAAGGCCAUCCACAAUUUUGUACCCAAAAGUAUUUGAUUGGAUAAAAGGGAACCUUUAUUACAAUCAUUGGAAAAGUGUAGGAUUUUGGACAGUAUCUAAAAAUUUUGGUAGUUGAGGUACUAAAAGAUCAGGACACAUUUCUUUAUUUUACCUCAUUGCAGAAUGCAUUAUAUGAGGAUGACCAUACUGUGUUGGCACCUGUUUUGGAAAAAAAAAAAAUAAUAAAAAAAAUAUAUAUAUAAUAAAAAAAAAUACCAGCUGAAAAACAGUGGAGUGACACUCUUUAUGUGAGCCUUUGCUGAUGCUACUUUUUGCACCUGCUGUUGCUAGCUUGUACAGGACCCAUUGUGGUUAGGUAGCUUAUUAAUAAAAUUAUUUCAAGUUUGACCUAUUUGUUAACCUAAUGUGUGCGGGCUUUUUCGGCAUCCACUUGGGCCGCCAAAACGGGGUUUAUCUGUAUGAACUGGGCGACUGCGCUGGGAUAUUUCUCUUGUGCUCACCUCAGCGACUCGCAUCCCAGCCGCUCGCCGAAAUUUGACAGGCAUGAUUGCUCUGACAUCAAUUUUUGAAAUUUGUGUUUUUACAUUUUCAAAUACUCACUGUUGCCAACAUUUUGACUUUACCAAAGUAAUAUCCAAUUGAAGUAAUAUUGAAUACUCCAUAUUAGCUGAUCAUUGUGUUUUUUUGACCAUGAAUAGAAGAAUCAAUAUUGUAGGGGACAUAAAAUUAGUAAUUUUUCAUUAUUUUCAAUUUCUUAAAAUGAACUUUACGAGUGAUAUUAUUCCUUAUGUAGUGAAUGCCACAUACAUGAAGAAAUCAACAUGUAACGUAAACCUAAGUUCGUAAAAUGAGGUUUAUUUGCACUAGGAAGUACCUUUCUGUGGUAAUUUCGAAACCUUCAUAAACCUAUAACUACCUUACAGUUUGAAAAUGGAAAAAAAAAUCUAUGCCCACAUCAAUUAAAUAAAUAUAUUAUUUAAUUAAAUUUAAUUAAACAUUAAUUAAAUAUAUUGAUUAAAUUAAAUAUACAUCGAUUAACACCCUGAGGCAAAGUUCAUACACGCACACACACACACACACAUAUCUCACACACGCACAUGCACACACGCACGCACGCAUGCACACACAGAGAUGGGGAAGAGAGAGAGAGAUAUUUAAAGAAAGAGAAAGCGAAAGAUGAGAGAGAAUAGCGAAAAAUGUUUUAAAAAAAUUUACGAUAUAACAUCUAUGCCACAUCUCUUGUUUUUGCGGGUUUUCAACCUUUAUCCUCAAUUCGUUCCCAUGUAAUUGAUUCCACCCGCAAACUGAGUCCAGACAGCCAUGGCUUCAUAGUAUAUGUCACCCGUGAUCAAGGUUAAAUCCUCUAUAUCAAUUUAAUUACUUUUUAUCUUGUGUUAAAGAAUAUGAAAAAGAUUCCCAGUCUAACAAUGAGUAUAUAAAAUUUUAGGUAAUUGUCUUUAUUCUAUUCACUUUCUCAUUUGUCUGAAAGAGACGGGGCAUAUUGUAUAAUAUAUAGUAUUUUAAGUAACCUCAGCUCAGUGAACUUUUACUGGUAAGGUAAUUGUAAAUGCAAACACCAAAAAGCAAACUACAAUUUAUUAAGAAUAUAAAAUUGAUUAUUACAAUUAUAAUGCCGAUAGAAAAAAAUGCUAAAAUUUUUAUUACAAUUCUUUUUAUUACCAAGUCACUUAAUCUGUUUAAUAGUUUUAUAUCUAUAUGAAAAUUAAAUUCUUACAAGUUUUUUUUUCUCUUACUGCCAUCAGUAAUGCACAUGUACAUUCCUCUAUGAUUAUAAGUAGAAGUAGAACCAUUAGUUAACAUGAACCUUGAUUCUUUACAUUUUACACAUAAUUACCACCAGUAGACAAAACAUCAAUUACAACCUAUUCCUGUUUUCAACAAAUUUGUGAAGUAUCAAUUUCAUAGUCACGGAUUGUAUAAUUGCAGCACAUGCAAGUAGAUAUGGAAAAGCAAAUAUAAUUUACUGGUACUCGGAUAAAAAAAAAUAAUAAUAAUAAAAAAUAAAAUAAAUAAAUAAAUAAUGAUUUAAAAAUACAUAAAGGAAAAAAAA